Molecule: messenger RNA, 2507 nt
Organism: Diospyros lotus (date-plum)
Lineage: Eukaryota; Viridiplantae; Streptophyta; Magnoliopsida; Ericales; Ebenaceae
Exons: 2
Coding region: 1064-1852 (262 amino acids)
Molecular function (GO): protein dimerization activity
Source: RefSeq, a predicted model, not a curated record
UGUAUGGAGGUGUUUACAGAGUAAAAGAACACAUUGGCCACAUUUUUGGAAAUGUUUCUGUAUGUCCCAAAUCUUCUCCUAUUGAUCAAGCCAAAUGUAAGAAUGCUAUUGCCGAGGCAAAGAAUAAGAGGAAAAAUAAGAAGAAGGAGGAAGAUUUGAUGAGAUCAACUAUUAAUAUCUCUGAAAGAGUGGAAGGGGAUGAUGAAGAUGAAUUGCAAGAGUUAGGUAGCAGAAAAACGUCCUGUACUCUUGGCCCUAUGGAUAAGUUUGCUAGCUCCAUCAGCCCUGAAACUUGUUUGAGUGCGAGAAUGACCCAAAGGCAACAAACUAUUAGUGAAGCACUAUUUAAAGAGAGAAGAUAGUUUGUUCGUGAAUAUUAUGCUAAAUGGGUGUAUGAAGCUAGUAUACCUUUCAAUGCUAUUAAUAAUGAUAGUUUCAAAUUGUUUGUUGAGGUGGUUGGUCAAUUUGGGCCGGGCUUCAAACCUCUCAGUCAAUACCAAUUGAAGGAACUGCUAUUAAAGGGGGAAGUGACAGAAUAAAAGAGUUAUUGAAGAAGCAUGAAGAAGAGUGGGCAUGAACUGUGUGCUCUAUUAUGACAGAUGCUUGGAUAGAUAGAAAAAUGAGGAGCAUCAUGAACCUAUGUGUUAAUUCUAAUGCAGGUACUACUUUCCUUUCUUCUAGAGAGUCUUCAGAUGAAGCACAUAUAAGUGAACUUAUCUUUGAGUAUGUGGAUAAGUGCAUUGAGCAAGUUGGGCCACAAAACUUCAUCCAAGUAGUAACUGACAAUGCUGCCAAUAAUAUGGGAGCGACAAAAUUAUUGAGGGUGAAGAGGCCAAAUAUCUUUUGGACCUCAUGUGCUACUCACACCAUCAAUUUGAUGCUUGAAAGUAUUGGAAAACUGCCGAAGUACAAAAAAGUCAUUGAUCAAGCCAAGAGUUUCACAAUCUUCAUUUAUGCACACCAUAAAACCUUGUCCUUAAUGAGGUCAUUUACGAAGAAGAGGGAUAUAGUGAGACCAGGAGUCACUAGAUUCGCUUCUGCUUUCUUGACUUUAUAGAGUUUGAUGGAGAAAAAGGCCCAACUGAGGGCAAUGUUUACCAGCUCUGAAUGGGAGGAGUGCAGAUGGUCGAAGAUUGUUAAAGGGAAAGCAGCAUAUGCUACUGUGAUGAGCAUUGCCUUUUGGAAUGGUGUGACUAUAUGCCUUAAGGUUUUUGCACCUUUGGUGAAGGUGCUUCGAAUUGUUGAUGCGGAUAGAAAGCCUUCUAUGGGCUUUUUAUGUGGAGAGAUUAAGCAAGCAAAGGAAGAUAUUAAGGAGGCCUUGAAUAAUCUUGAAAAGAACUAUAAGCCUAUUAUGGAGAUUAUUGAAGCAAGGGUAAAAGAUAGGCUAGAUAGUUCACUAUAUUUUGCAGCUUACCUUUUGAAUCCCUACUAUUUUUUCAAGGAUAUGGAUAUACAACUUGAUAAUGAAGUGAUGGAUGGGCCUUUUAACUGUGUGGAGAUGUUUUAUCAUUAUGAUGGUGAAUUGCAAGACCAUGUUAUAAAUGUUGAGUUGCCAAAGUAUAUUCGUAAAGAUGGAGCUUUUGAAAAAUCGUGGGCAACUCAAGGGUGUGCGAAAAAUGAUGACAAUUAUAAUCCAGUUACAUGGUGGAUGACUUAUGAAAAUCAAACUCCAAACUUGCAACGAAUGGCGAGAAAGAUUCUCUCGUUAACCACUAGUUCAUCCGGUUGUGAAAGAAAUUGGAGCACUUUUGAAGGGGUUAGUGUAUAUAUGAAUUAUAUUUAUUUACUAUCAAUUAGUUAUCCUUAUUCAGUUAUCAUUUAUAUUGAUAUUGUUUUUAUUUUAUUUAUGUAGAUACAUACGAAGAAAAGAAAUAGACUAGACAUGAAUCGAUUGAACAAUCUAGUCUAUGUUCAAUUUAAUGUGAAAUUGAUGAACAAGCACAAAAGGGAGAAGGAAAGGAAUGUUGAUGUGCUACUUGCUAGUGAUGCUAGUAAUGCACAAGGAUGGAUCGUUGAUGGAGAAGAUGAUGAAGAAGUUGAGCCUGGUGCGGGGCUCACUUGGGAAGUGGUUGGUGAAACAUCGGGAGCAGACGAGAUGCUUCAAGCUCAAAGAAGUUCUAGGAUGAGAGAGCUUCAUGAAGAUGAUUUUCAAUCAGAAGAAGAAGAUGAGAAAGAAAUCAAUGAAUUUGAUUUUGAGUCCGAUGAAGAUCGUGUAUUGGAAGAAUAUGGAGAGGAAGAAGAUCAAUUAGAUAAUUAGACUUAGAUUUUUCGGAUAUGGUUUAUGUUGUAUUAUUGCUACUUCUACCUUCUUGAACUUAUAACUAAUAUAAUAGUUUAUUUUCUGAGUCUUAAUUUCAUUAUUUCACUUGUCUUUUCAACUUUGAUUUACAUGAAAAUAAUAUCAAAUUACAUCAAAAGGUUUUUAGAAAAAAAAAAUAUCAUUUUUCCUAGUCACCGCCUAGGCGCUAGGCCCUAGCCUGGCGCCCGACUAGCGCCUAGCGCGUUUU